AAUCUCAAGUUCAUAAUCUGUUUCUCUCUCUUCAUUUCCCCAUUAGUUACUUUUUUUUUCCUGUUUAAUUUCUUUGCUUCACUCUGAGUUCUGCAAUUUGAUGUUUUGUAUCUCAAAGUUCCAAUCUUUCUUCUUCUUCUUCAAGUUAUUUGAAUCUUGUUUCUGGGCUCUGUGUUUUAUUGACAUUCAAAGUUUUGAAUGUGAAAUAAAAAACCUUUCUUGAAAAGUUGAAAGAAAUCUCUGUUAAUGGAAGCAAGAGAAGGAAUCAAGAUCAGUGGAGUUACAGUAGUAACAUCAGAUGCUCCAUCAGAUUAUCAUCUUGCCCCUCGGUCGGAAAACCCAACACCCACAACCGGAUCAGCUCCCGCCGGAACCCCACAAGUCAGUAUAACGCCGGCGCCUGCGCCGCCAGCAGCAUCAUGGGCGUUGGUGCCUCUAAAGAAGAAGAGAGGUCGGCCGAGGAAGUAUGGACCAGAUGGGUCUGUAAAUACAGCUAUAUCUCCAAAACCCAUUUCAUCGUCGGCGCCGCCGCCGGUGAUUGAUUUCUCCACCGGAAAAAAGGGUAAGAUUCGUGGGGUUGGAUCUUCACUUAAGUUGCAGCAUCAACAUCAGCAGCAGCAGCAGCAUCAACAUCAUCAACAGCAGCAGCAAAACACUGUGGUGAAUAAUAAUAGUAACAAUAAUCUAGGAGAAUGGGUUUCAUGUUCUGUUGGUGCUAACUUUACUCCUCAUAUAAUUACUGUCAAUGCUGGAGAGGAUGUUACAAUGAAAGUUAUAUCGUUUUCUCAACAAGGGCCUCGAGCGAUUUGUAUUCUUUCUGCAAAUGGUGUUAUUUCAAGUGUUACACUUCGACAGCCUGAUUCUUCGGGUGGUACUUUAACCUAUGAGGGUCGGUUUGAGAUACUGUCUUUAACUGGUUCGUUUAUGCCAUCUGAAAUUAAUGGUGGUGGUAUAAGAAAUAGAACAGGAGGUAUGAGUGUUUCUUUGGCAAGUCCCGAUGGAAGAGUUGUUGGUGGCGGCGUCGCUGGCUUACUUGUAGCUGCCAGCCCAGUGCAGAUUGUGGUGGGUAGUUUUGUGUCGGGAAAUCAGGUUGAACCUACUAAGGUAAAGAAACAGAAAACUGAUUCAUCCCCUGUUGUAAUAACCGCUACUCCUGCUGCUGCUGCUGCGCCAGUGGUGGCGGUGGAGAGGGAUGUCGAAGGGGUGGCCGGAUAUGGUGGUGGUGGUGGUCAUCGGGUGGUAAUGGAGAAACCAAAUUGGGGUUCAACGGGUGCAGAUUCAAGAACCGACAUAAAUGUGAGUCUAUCGGGGUGAAAUUGGGGUGGGAUUAUUGGAUAUUUGCUGACUAUUGACUGCAACAAAGACAAAGACAAUGAAUGGAGUUUAGUUUAUUUGUGGUAUAAGAUUAGGUAAGAUAUUAUUAUUUAUUAUCAGACAUGAAUUGUUGUGUGUUUUAAUAUGUAUUGUAGCUUGUUAAUUAGUUAAUCAGAUAGUUCAUGAGAACAAACAUAUGUUAAUUCACCUUUUU
Molecule: messenger RNA, 1528 nt
Organism: Impatiens glandulifera
Lineage: Eukaryota; Viridiplantae; Streptophyta; Magnoliopsida; Ericales; Balsaminaceae
Product: AT-hook motif nuclear-localized protein 1-like
Exons: 5
Coding region: 247-1314 (355 amino acids)
Molecular function (GO): minor groove of adenine-thymine-rich DNA binding
Source: RefSeq, a predicted model, not a curated record